Messenger RNA from Gasterosteus aculeatus aculeatus (three-spined stickleback), 1181 nucleotides. It is a transcript of the gene asb5b, whose product is annotated as ankyrin repeat and SOCS box containing 5b. NCBI's taxonomy places the organism in Eukaryota, Metazoa, Chordata, Actinopteri, Perciformes, Gasterosteidae. The record is from RefSeq and is a predicted model, not a curated record. Gene Ontology annotation, biological process: protein ubiquitination; positive regulation of protein catabolic process; intracellular signal transduction. Gene Ontology annotation, molecular function: protein binding.
GUCCCCUUUUCGGCCCAGCUCACGCCCAGCUGCUGCAGUCUGUUAUUUGAGGAGUAAGCGCGUGCGAUAUAGUCUCGGGAAUAUGCCAGAAGUUCCGUCGGCAGCACCGGAGAUGUCCCGGAAAAGAAGCGCCGAUCCCGGUCCGUUACCAGAGCAGGUCCCGGAGAGGAAAAAGGCCUGCUGGGGCAUUAUGACGAGCCAAGGGUCGUGGGCAGAUCGGUCCCCUCUCCAUGAAGCAGCUUCUCAGGGUCGACUGCUUGCCCUGCGCACUCUGCUGGCCCAGGGAUAUCACGCCAACAUUGUCACCAUCGAUCAUGUGACCCCUCUCCAUGAGGCCUGCCUGUUAGGACAUGUGGCCUGUGUCAGAGCAUUAUUAAAUGCUGGAGCUAAUGUGAAUUCUGCCACCAUCGAUGGUGUCACUCCUCUGUACAACUGUUGUGCCUCUGGGAGUGUCGGUUGUUUGGAACUGCUGCUGCAGAAUGGAGCGCACACACACACACCCCACACACACUUCCCCUCGGCUCUGCACGAAGCCUGCAAGAGAGGUAACAGUCAGUGUGUGGAGUCCCUGCUGUCUCAUGGAGCAGAUCCAGACCAUGAAGUGUCCCACCUGGGUACUCCUCUCUACAUGAGCUGUCUACACCAACAUACGGCAUGCUCAAAGAUCCUGCUGCACAGAGGAGCCGAUGUUAAUGUAGGCAAAGGAAGUGAAAGUCCUCUACAUGCCACUGCCAGACUAGACAUUGCAGAACAGGUGUUGGUGUUACUAGACUACGGAGCUAAUGUCAACAUCAGAGACGAUAACGAUCAGCGGCCCGUUGAGCUGGCGCCUGCUGGUGGAAAAACACAACAGCUGCUACAGACAUUUGAAGGUGGUCCGAGGAGUCUGUGCCAGUUGUGUCGACUCCAAAUCAGGAUCCUGAUUGGUCGAUCCAGACUGAAACUGCUCCCGCUCCUUCCUCUCCCUACCCUGCUCACCGACUACCUGGCGCAUGUAUAGGAGGAUGCACACGUACAGCAGGACAAGGGAACUACAAUUCAAGUGACAUUUCUUUAACAUAGGCCAAGCCCUAACCAAUUCAUGUCACAACACAUCACAUGUUUUAAACUGUAUAGUUGUUUGUGCUACUGCAAUGUCACACACCAAAAUACACUAAAGAUUUACUCUACUGCAAGUUGAC